AUGCGCGUUCUCUCUUCUUCACUUUGCGCCCUCGGCCUGCUGGUCAGCGCCACGGCCUACCAAUCCUACCCCGACCGCUCCUCGAUGCCCCGAACAGUCGUCACAACAGACCUCGAACAAGACGACCUCGCCUCGCUCAUCCGCUACCUGCUCUACACCAACGAGCUGGACACCCAAGGCAUCAUCUACACAUCCAGCCGCUUCCACUGGGCGGGCGAUGGAAACGGGACCAAGUUCUUCCUCGAAGACCGCGAGUACGACACGCCGCAGUGGAACUGGCGGUGGACCGGUACGCGCACGGUGCAGGACAUCGUCCUCAAGGCAUACGCCGAGGUCUGGCCGAACCUGAACGUCCACGACCCGUUCUACCCCACUCCAGAUGAGCUGUUAUCCAUCGUCAAAAUUGGGAAUGUCGACUUCGAGGGCGAGAUGGAGAAGGAUACCGAGGGCUCUGAUUUUAUCCGCGACCUGCUGCUCGAUGACGACGACAGAACACUGUACCUUCAAGCCUGGGGCGGCACCAAUGUCAUUGCGCGUGCUCUCAAGUCUAUCGAAGACGAGCACUCCAGCACCGGAGGGUGGAACAACACCAAGGCAGCCAUCUCCCGCAAGGCCGUCAUCCUGGCCAGCGGUUUCCAGGACACCACCUACGCCGACUACAUCGCGCCCAACUGGCCUGCCCUCCGAGUCGAAGACUUCAGCACGGCAUACAAGCUGUGGGCCUACAACUGCGAAAGGGGCCAAGGUAACGUUCGCGGCGGGAAAGAAAACGUCUACUUCACAGGCAACUGGACAAAAGCCAACAUCCAAAAAGGCCCUUACGGCAGCCUCUACCGCUCCUGGCUCGACAACCAGCGCAUGCCCGGCGACGCCCUCGACGUCUUCGGCAACCUGAGCUGGUACGAGAACUCCAAGCAAACCUGCCAGCCACUCGAACCCUACGCCUUCCUCUCUGAAGGGGACAACGUCGUCUUCAACCCGAUCCUCAACACCGGCUUGCAGGACCCGUCCAACCCAACCCUCGGCAGCUGGGGCGGCCGCGCCAAGCAGAACAGCAGCUCGCCAGACCUCUGGGUCCUCGUCGACAGCGAGAAAAACUCCACCGGUUCUGAAGACGCGGGAUACACGUAUACACGGUGGAUCGCACCGGUCCAAAACGACUUCGCGGCACGGAUGCAGUGGACGCUUGAGGCGAACUACACGCGCGCAAACCACGCGCCGACCGUGCAGAUCGCCAAUGAGACUAGUGUGCAGGGGAAAGCUGGGACGACGAUUGAUCUCGCGGCCGAGGUCAAUGAUCCCGACAAUGACACUGUCCAGACAAGCUGGUGGCAGUAUCUCGAGGAAGGGACGUACCCGCGCUCUGUGGCCAUCACAGAGCUGGAGAAUCACGGGGCGAGAAUGACUAUCCCUGAAGACGCGGAGGAGGGAGACACGAUUUCGAUUGUGCUCCAGGGGACAGACGAUGGGGAGUUCCCGUUGACCAGAUACGAUCGCGUUGUUGUUACUGUUGUAUAG
Aspergillus mulundensis is the source of this 1518-nucleotide messenger RNA. Its product is annotated as DUF1593 domain-containing protein. Bases 1 to 1518 code for a protein of 505 amino acids. The transcript has a single exon. Gene Ontology annotation, molecular function: hydrolase activity, hydrolyzing N-glycosyl compounds. NCBI's taxonomy places the organism in Eukaryota, Fungi, Ascomycota, Eurotiomycetes, Eurotiales, Aspergillaceae. The record is from RefSeq and is a predicted model, not a curated record.